AUGGAAGAACAAUAUCCUGAUUUAUAUUGGGAAGGCAGUGAUGGAAACGAUGAUUAUUAUGGAAUUACUGAUGAAUCUUUAUGCCCGCUAUGCAAGUUAGAUCAUUAUGAGGAUUAUGGUAUAAAAGAUUGA
This is a messenger RNA of Acaulospora colombiana, 132 nucleotides long. The record is from the annotation of a GenBank genome assembly. NCBI's taxonomy places the organism in Eukaryota, Fungi, Glomeromycota, Glomeromycetes, Diversisporales, Acaulosporaceae.